GGCGCGUUCUUUACUGAGGGGGCAUCUCAUUUGGGCACGUGUGGACAUAUACUGUGGCUAGUCAUGGCGUCAAUAAGCAGUGAUCCACAACAUGAAGCUGAUCGGUGGAUUUCAUUCUUCGAGGCGGGUGGGCAACGAUUGCAGGUUCUGGUGAAUGUCCUAUCCACGACAGCCAAGGCUUGGCCAGAGGUCAAUGGGGGGGUGGCCUCGCUGGAGCAAUGGCUGGAGGGCAUGACUCAGUUCACCUUGGAAAUCAUUUGGGAAGCUGAGGAGGGGCCAGAUCCGCGAUUGGACAGGCUCAUCAAUUGGGGGCAGGCAAAUAUUUUGAUGGAGUGGUGUUAUGCGCUUUUUGAGGAGGCUCAUGACCUGCGAGCCGUGCUGGAAGAGCGUUCACAGGAGUGGUUCGCUGAGAGUGAAGACAGGUCAGGGUUGAGCAGCGGGCGUGUCUUCGGCAGCUAUGGCAAGCGUUAUGCUGUGGAGGCGGAACAAUUCUCAGAGAUGGACGUUCGCAGCUGCGGGCACGGUCUACGCGAAGAAGAGAUCGACGCUAUGGCAAUGACGGUGACUGUCAUCGGCGUCAGCACGAUGAGCGACAUGUCGUCGUCCUCACGCGACAUGCUGAUCCAGCUCCGUAAACGAAGAGCGCUGUUGCAGAGCGUUGCCGAAGCGUCGGAUUGCGCGGCCACGUGUGAGGCAGUCGUCCAGUUGUGUGUCGUGCUGUCGUCUGGCAUUUUUCCGCGGCAGACCCCACGUUGGUGGAUUAGACGACGGAUUGGCGGAACAUGGGAGGACCUCCGUCUGUGUGAUGACGCGACGGACGAGUACUACCGGCAGAAGUUGCGCAUGUCGAUGGCCAUGUUCACCCAGAUCGUAGCCGCGUGCACCACGUACGUGGAGAAGAAGGUCACGCACUAUAGGAUGCCAUUGCCAGUAGAGCAGGUGAUUGCUUUCGCGUUGUACAGGUGGGCGUCUGGAGAGACGUACGAGAGCGGCACGUCAGCCUUCGGCAUCGGCAGGGCAACUGGACUGCAGCCCGUCCGCGACGUCACUUCGGUGCUUCUGCAGGCGUACCUCAACGCGAUAAAGUGGCCAGUGGGCCGUAGACGUGCGCAGAUUCUGCACGCUUUCCGUGAGAAGGGUUUCCCAAACUGCUUCGGCGCAAUCGACUGUACACACAUCUACAUUGACAAGCGCGCCGACGCACCUUCGGACAACUACUACGGCCGAAAACAGAAGUUCUCCGUGCAGGCGCAGGUGGUGGUGGAUUUGGAUUUGCCGAUCCUCGACGUCCACGUUGGAUACCCGGGAAGUGUGCACGACGUCCGUGUCUUGCACAACUCCCAGUUGUGGAGGCGUGCAAAAACUGGCAAGCUGUUCGACGCACCUUCGGAGAAUCUGCCGCACGGUGUCGUCACGUGAGGUUACCUGCUGGGCGACAACG
Molecule: messenger RNA, 1441 nt
Organism: Chara braunii
Lineage: Eukaryota; Viridiplantae; Streptophyta; Charophyceae; Charales; Characeae
Source: the annotation of a GenBank genome assembly